AUGGCACCAAUCACCAAUAUCACCACUGCCAUCAUCGACGCUCUCAACCAAGCAAGAGCAGCCACCAACCCCUCCUCCCCGGUCAACCUCAAUCCGACCGUCAACAAUCAAGUCCAGCCAACCACCUCCUCAUCCGGGCCCUUCAGCAACUCCUUGCUGACCUCUAUCCUCACCUUCUUCGCAGCAAUAGCGAACAUCUGGCUCGGCCUGGGCGGCGUCAUCGGUGUCAUUCUCUUUCUUGUCCGAUGCUACAAGAAAGGGAAAUGGCCGCAAUCUCACCAGGAAGAACAGGUGGAGUUGACCAGGGAACUCUUGGAGUUGACCAAGGAGCAGGUGGAGCUGACCAGGGAGCACCUGGAGGUGACCAAGAGAAUGGAGGACGGACAACUUGACGCCAACCUUAAUACAAAGGAGCAUCAUGACCGUCAGGGGCAGCAAAUGGAUCGCCUUCUCCAGCACUUCGACGUCAAGGACCGGCCGUGUCUCCAUUCACCGUGGGAGCGCCAUAGGGCUGACUGCCCACCCCAUGUGCAACAGCGGGACUCCAGGUACCCUCCUUGGGAUGAAGAGGAGGGGGAAAUUGACUGGUCGGUAUUUGGGAGUCGGGAGAACCUGAUACCCUUUUAUGGCGAGUCUCAGAAGCGAACGGAGCCGGAUGGGGAACAGCGCAGUGGUGGUGCGGGCUUGGAAAGCGACGAGUUAGUGAAAAGCCUGCCUAGUGGCUGGAUCAGAGUGUCGGAGUCGGUGGUUGAAAACCAGAGCGUGGCGGAUUGGGGGGACCACGAGAAGAUGGUUUGGUUGGAAGGUGCUGAGGAAGGUUUGGCAGGACUACCUCUUUAUCACACGACAACAAAAUGGAAAACUUCUUGA
Molecule: messenger RNA, 870 nt
Organism: Neurospora tetrasperma FGSC 2508
Lineage: Eukaryota; Fungi; Ascomycota; Sordariomycetes; Sordariales; Sordariaceae
Exons: 1
Coding region: 1-870 (289 amino acids)
Source: RefSeq, a predicted model, not a curated record